UGAGGGAUGUGAGCCGCCGCCGGAGCUGCGGACGGUUUGCCGAGCCCGUUAGCGCCGCUGGCCCAGAGUCCCGCCGCCGUCAUGUCCCGAUACCUGCGCCCCCCCAACACGUCUCUGUUCGUCAGAAACGUGGCAGACGACAGCAGGUCUGAAGAUUUACAUCGGGAAUUUGGUCGUUAUGGUCCAAUAGUAGAUGUUUAUGUUCCACUUGAUUUCUACACUCGACGUCCAAGAGGAUUUGCAUAUGUUCAAUUUGAGGAUGUUCGUGACGCUGAAGAUGCUUUACAUAAUUUGGACAGAAAAUGGAUUUGUGGGCGUCAAAUUGAAAUACAGUUCGCACAGGGGGAUCGGAAGACACCAAAUCAAAUGAAAGCCAAGGAAGGGAGGAAUGUAUACAGCUCUUCACGAUACGACGAUUAUGACCGAUAUAGACGUUCUCGAAGCCGAAGUUGUGAAAGGAGGAGAUCAAGGAGUCGCUCCUUUGAUUAUAACUAUAGGAGAUCUUACAGUCCUAGAAACAGUAGACCGACUGGAAGACCACGGCGUAGCCGAAGCCAUUCCGACAAUGAUAGAUUCAAACACCGAAAUCGAUCUUUUUCAAGAUCUAAAUCCAAUUCAAGAUCACGGUCCAAGUCCCAGCCCAAGAAAGAAAUGAAGGCUAAAUCACGUUCUAGGUCUGCAUCUCACACCAAAACUAGAGGCACCUCUAAAACAGAUUCCAAAACACAUUAUAAGUCUGGCUCAAGAUAUGAAAAGGAAUCAAGGAAAAAAGAACCACCUAGAUCCAAAUCUCAGUCAAGAUCACAGUCUAGGUCUAGGUCAAAAUCUAGAUCAAGGUCUUGGACUAGUCCCAAGUCCAGUGGCCACUGAUAGUAUAAAUCAUGAUACUUCUAGGCAUGUAUCAUUCAUUUACUCAUAGUUUGGUAUACUUAAAUUAUCAGGAAUACAAUGUUGCAAUGAUGCGUUUAAAAACAAACAAACUUAACUUGUUAGUUUUCCCUGUACUGGGCAAUGGUUAUAAUUAAAAUGAUAUGCUGUUGA
Messenger RNA from Rattus rattus (black rat), 1041 nucleotides. Its product is annotated as serine/arginine-rich splicing factor 10. The coding region runs from base 82 to 870 and encodes 262 amino acids. Gene Ontology annotation, molecular function: RNA binding. The transcript has a single exon. Lineage: Eukaryota; Metazoa; Chordata; Mammalia; Rodentia; Muridae. The record is from RefSeq and is a predicted model, not a curated record.